This is a messenger RNA of Symbiodinium necroappetens, 1395 nucleotides long. NCBI's taxonomy places the organism in Eukaryota, Dinophyceae, Suessiales, Symbiodiniaceae. The record is from the annotation of a GenBank genome assembly.
AUGUGGAAAUACGGGUUCCGGCACAAAUUCCUCCGUGAAUACAACUGCUUGGGCGUGUUACAGGAAGUUACGUUUUGGCUGAUGAUCUUGGUCAUGCAGGUUGAGAGCACAACGACUUGCCUGUUGUCAUAUUUCCUGGUCGACCAAAGUCAGUUUCCCCUUGCUGCACAAGUAUUUCAGGCCACGCUGGUCGUACAAGCAUGUUGGGUCGGUUCGCUCUUCUGGCGUAUACUGGUGGUCGAAGCGAUUGAUACAGGUGCCCAUGUCGCCAAGCAUAAGCUGACGGCUCGAAAAGAAUUCCGUGAGAGUUCCCCGUCAAAGAAGGUUGCCACCAAUCGUGCCUCAGCCUUCUUGGAGCAUCUCAGGGUAGAAUCGGAGUUCGAGGCAACUCCCGCUGAUUUUGAGUCCAAGCUUUUUGCAGGGCGCAUCUUGUGGUGGCAUAGACUGGUGAUUGCGGCCUCAACCGUGACAGCCGCGUUGAUGCCGCUCUUGGCUGCCAAGUCCAGGCACGUCAUGUUCGCAGGCUUGUGUGAGGAGGACCACUUAGACUCAGACGACUUAACAGAUGCCAUGCAAAAGGCCUGUAAGAAAUGGAGAGAGGUUCCAACAGUGCCCCUGCUGGGAUGGAUCGACCUACCUCUUUGGGAAGUAGUGCGGCAUUUCUGUGUUGGUGGGAUUUGUGGACAACAGUGGUACAAGUUCAUGUCUGGCAUACUUCGAACAACGCAGAGCUUUCGUCAGAAUGCCAGCCGGCUGCUUGUCUUUCUUGCCAAAACUAAGCAAGCAAACAAGGAGUCGUGGAGCGCAAGAGAGAGGAGGCGACUCGCCAGUCUCAACAAAGAGAAUGAAGAGUAUAUGGCACAAGUCCUAGCUGAUGGUGGCAGUGACGUUGGCACAUUAGACCUUACCAAGUUGGAGGACGUCCAUACUUGGUGGAGAGUUCGGAGGUUCUUACAACUCGACUUUGUGGAUGAAUCGGCCGGCAUGGAUGUUGCUGCAACGACUACAGCGCUUCUGCUCUGGUCCAUCACGAUCGCAGGCGACUCGCCGGAGCAGUCAAAGGUGAACUCUUUGCUCGAAGCCUUGCAGGUAAAAGUCGAGGCCUUUGAUGAGCGAAAGCAGCGUCUGUUCGGCAUUACGAUCACUGCCAACUUGCGGAAUAGCUGGGUGGCGACGCUCUGUGCAACAGGUCUGACCACAGCGUGGCAGAUGUUCCGCCCAAAGGUGAAGGACCUUACCAUCGACAGAAUCCAGGAGAAGGGAAAAAUGUUGAAACUCGUUGCGUUGUUGUUCUUUGGGUGCCUUAUCCGUGGGCUCCAGUUACCUAUAUACUGGGCUACUGGGUUGCAUAUCGUAUGGUUACUAAACCUCCUACUUAGGGAACCGGAGCCUUAG